Messenger RNA from Paracoccidioides lutzii Pb01, 306 nucleotides. RefSeq lists its product as hypothetical. The coding region runs from base 1 to 306 and encodes 101 amino acids. The record is from RefSeq and is a predicted model, not a curated record. The transcript is spliced from 2 exons. Gene Ontology annotation, molecular function: iron ion binding; oxidoreductase activity, acting on paired donors, with incorporation or reduction of molecular oxygen; monooxygenase activity.
AUGAUGAGUCUGUUCCCCCGUGCCGGAGAGGGAUUUGACUUGAUGGAUCUGUUCUAUAGAUUGGUCAUCGACGUGACAACGGAAUUUUUGCUUGGACAGGGAAUCAACAGCUUAGAAUGCCCAAAGGGGGACUUUGUGAAUGCCUUUAAGGAGGUCCAAAGGUUUCAGAUGCUUUUCACUGCAGUCGGUCCCAUUCAGUAUUUCUAUCCUAGAUCUCCCUACCAACGUGCCAUCAAAGUAAUCGAUAACUUCGUCCUCCCUUUCGUCCGGAAAGCCUCGAACUUCCAUUUGCAUGCUAAUGUGUGA